AUGGGCGCGGCGACGAAAGCACCAACCACCAUCCUCAUCUUUGCAUCCGAGCCUGCUCUCCUCUCACCCCAUCUGCUCCCGCACCCACACGACACGACACACUUUUGGCAGCAAGAACCUUCUCGAACACAUCACCCAGCACCACUUCAGCUUCGAUUCGGUGCAGCAGCUCCUAUCCGACAAAUCCGUGCCUUGGCACCAGACUGCCCUCCAACCCUGCCGCUCUUUCAUCAAUCGCAUAGCCAAACUCGCACUCGUCAUGCUGCCGCUAUCGCUGCUGAAUGCAGCGCAGAACAAGCCGAUGGUAAGCGCAACCCCUUCGACCCUCUCGCCUUGGAUCACGCACUGAUUCUGGGGUUCACUUGGAUGCAGCUCGUCGAGCUCAAGAACGGCUCUACGUUCAACGGACAUCUUGUGGCAUGUGACAACUUUAUGAAUCUCACCCUUCGCGAGGUCUACGAAACCAGCGCCAGUGGCGAGCAAUUUUGGAAGCAAAAGGAAUGCUAUAUUCGUGGCAGCACAAUCAAGUACUGUCGGGUUGCAGACAGCGUGAUCGACCAGGUCAAGGAGACCGAGGAGGCUGCACGCAAGCAGCGCCAACAGGGCGGUGGCGGUCUGUCCGGUGGCGUCAGUCUAGGUGCACGCGGUGGUGGACGUGGAAACCACCGCGGCUCAAGGGGCGGUGGCCCAGACCGCGGAAGAGGUUCCGCAAGAGGCCGUGGAAGAGGCCAGUAA
Molecule: messenger RNA, 735 nt
Organism: Moesziomyces aphidis
Lineage: Eukaryota; Fungi; Basidiomycota; Ustilaginomycetes; Ustilaginales; Ustilaginaceae
Source: the annotation of a GenBank genome assembly